AUGAUUAUUCGGGAAAAAAAUCUAUUAUUGGCUAGAUUAGAACAGGAUAAGACAGCACCCAAAGAUGAUGAUGAAUAGGAUAAAACUUAAGAUGAAAAAGAUACUGGCUAAAAUGAACCCGCAAAGGAAGAGGAUAUAACCUGUGUGAAAUAUCUAAAGAAUGUGACAAAUUAUUUUAUGGAGUACAAUAAGACAGUAACAAAGAUUUUAAGAUAUUCUGGUAAGGACUAUAAUGAUUUCGGUAAAUAUGAGGACUGCCUAAAUAUCAAAGAUGAGAAAUUCAGCUACAUUUUGGCAACGAUACCCAGGGUGUUUCCAAUCCCUAUUUCACUUGGAUUAUGCUUGCCUGCCAUUUGCACCUCCUAAGAUUUCAAUAAUGCAAAGCCGUAUCUUAUUGAGGUUAUCAAUCAGUACAUUCCAGAGAUAUUUUAGGGAUUAAAAGGUUUUGAUUUGAGUUUGCAAAUCAAAGAAAGUGAUCUACACUUUGAGAAUAGUAAAGCAAGAAACGAUGAGGCAGCUAAAGCAGAUGCAUUAACGUACAUCAUGAUAAUACUGAUUGUGUUUCUUUCAAUCACAGUGAUUGCAUCUAGUUUCCUUAGUUGGAGAAGCAAAAAGCAAACCUAAGAUAGAAGACAGUCAUAAAAGAACUAGAAAGUGGAGAAAGAAUAGACAAAGAAUGCCAUUAAUGAAACAAUGGAGAGUUUGAGAAGCGAAUAAAUUUACAAUUUAGACUCUGAUAGCAGUGAUAACUAAAGUGUUAACAGUAUAAAUAGUCGCAAUAGUCAAAAGUCCGGGGACGAGGCGUAACCAAAGAAAAAAAAGAAGGGCAGAAAGCUGACUCAUUUUCAAAAGAUUGUAAAAUCUUUCUCUGUUCAAAAUAGCAUGAGAACCCUAUUUACUCAAAGAUAAAAAACAAACGAUAUCCCAGAGUUUAACUAUUUGAAUUUUGUUAGAGUCUCAAUAAUUUGUUGGAUAAUAUUUGGUAAUACUUAUUACUAUAUUUUAAAAGGGCCUCUUUAAAACAUUGAAGUAAUUCAGGAAUGGAUGUCUGAUUUAUUGUUCGCGAUCGUACUUAGUGCAGAACUAGUUGCUGAUAUUUUCUUUUGGCUUACAGCUUUUCUUGGCUGCUAUUACUUACUUAUAAAGACACAUGAAAAUUCUGGAGCUGUGGGGCCAAUUUUCAAAUUCUACUUUAAGAGACUUGUGAGACUAUUUCCAGCUUAUGCAUUCACUCUAUUUUUCUUCUGGAAAAUCUUAUUAGUAACAGGAGGCGAUGGCCCUGCUUUUUUCUCAUUUUAGUAUUCCAUAGAGUGUUCAAAGUAUUGGAUUUGGCAUUUAACUUUUUUGAAUAAUCUGAUCCCUUGGAACUAAGACGACACUUGUAUGGACUGGACAUGGUAUUUAGCUAAUGAUAUGCAAUUUUAUCUCCUCAUUCCAUUGUUUGUUAAACUUUACUAUAACAACAGAAAAUGGUUCUUCAUCAUAUUUGCUAUCUUCUUGAGCUUUUCUAUGAUCGUAUAGAUAGGAGUCAUAGCUGCUAAUGAUUUAUCAGCCAGCUACUUUACUUAUAAAGAUGAAUAUUUUACUAUUUACUAUGUGAAACCUUACUCAAGACUUCCAUCAUUUUUGUUUGGGGUAUUAGGGGGAUGCGCAUUCUACACAUUUAAAAAUGAAGAUCCUGAAUCUAUGAGAGUCUCAAAGGUUUUCCAAGCUCUGCUUUAUGCUAAACCUAAAGCGAUUGCUUCACAUAUCUUAGGAACUAUCCUAAUGAUCUUGAUGAGCAUCUUUUUGUAAAUUAUGAAUAAUACUCCAAAUGGAUCAUCAAAUGCGAUAAAUAUUCUCUUUCUAGUUUUUGGAAGAAUGCUAUUUAUAAUAGGGUUUUCAAUGCAGAUAUUCCCAAUAUUAGUAGGAUCUCCAGUUUUUCAGCCAAUUAGAUUGGUUUUAUCUCAUGAUUUAAUUACACCUUUCUCAAGACUUUCAUAUGGCGCUUUCUUGUCUCAUGCUAUUUUCAUGCAAUUUAGGGAAUAUAAUGUUGAGAGGGGGUAAUGGGCCUGUGCUUUCGAUGCCUUCCUAAUGUUCUUAGCUUACACCUCACUGGCAUUUUUAUACUCUUUGUGGAUUAGUUUACUAUUUGAUUUCCCUCUAGCUUCACUAUAUAGUCUUUAUUUCAACAGAUAAAAGAAAAGAAGAUCAGUCAGCAACUCAGCUAUAUAGUAGGAAUAAAAUGAUCAAAAUAAUAUUGAGGAGGGUUUAUAGCCAUCUUAUUCUAUUCAAAGUGAAAAUGAUUCAUCAGAAAGGAGAAGAAGCUUGCUAACAGAUCAUGUAAAAAAGAAUAAGAAAAUUUAUUCAAGAGAUAGAAGUGCUUCAGGAGAUACUGAGGAUUUAGAAGAUACAAAUUAACAAUUAGAUAACUCAAAAAAAUACUCAGAAUCACCCUCAAGUCAAUAUUAAUAUAGUAAUGGAAGCAAGAAACUAAAAACCAACCCCAGUAUCAAUAAAAGAGAACGUAGUGUAAAAGCUGGUAUUUUAAAGAAAAAAUGA
Stylonychia lemnae is the source of this 2541-nucleotide messenger RNA. The record is from the annotation of a GenBank genome assembly. NCBI's taxonomy places the organism in Eukaryota, Ciliophora, Spirotrichea, Sporadotrichida, Oxytrichidae.